CCCAGGUCUGAAUCGGUCGUCCUACAGAACAAAAAAAGGCCGUAAAACUACGAAACCAAGCCCGGUGUGGGAAAGUUGUGGCGAUGGCGGAGAAGGGCGGCGGCGGCGGCGGGGAGAGGUGGAAGGCGGCGAUCGUGAACGUGACGGAGAUGGGAGCGAAUCUGGAGUCCCUCCAGAAGCUCCUCGCCAAGAAAGCCGUCUUCGUCGACGACGACACCUUCGCCAAGGCCUCCCUCACCGCCGACCAGGCGCGAACCAUCAAGCCUUUUUCCAUGCUCUCCUGUCACCUGAAACAAACCCUGUUGCAUCCAUCAACUUUCAGUAGAUCUUGCAACCAGCUGACUCUCUUCCUGACAAAGCACAUUUAUGUUGUCCCCUCCUCAUCAUUAAACCAUUUCUGUACAACGUUAUGUUUCAGUUAUGCGCUCGAGCUUUUUCUUAUAUUACACCUUACUUUGAGCUGGAGUUGUUGAUCUCCACUUACAACAUGUGGAUGAAGUCAUUUUUAAAUGCACCUAGAUGAAACAUGCUGAUUCUGCAAGAAUUGCUCUGCAUAAUUAAUGUAAUGGAUCCAAAGGAUUUGGAUUCUGUUGAGGUCAUUAGGAUAAAUUCUACCUUGCCAUGGCUUCCCAACUAGGGCUGGAUCCUCCAAGUAUAGAAACAUGUUUACCUUGUAUUCUUUGCUUUCACCAUUGGAAAUUAUAUCUUUUGGGGAAAGUAAACUCUAUAUUGUCUAAUUUAUCUUAGUUUCUGAU
Messenger RNA from Phoenix dactylifera (date palm), 755 nucleotides. The record is from RefSeq and is a predicted model, not a curated record. NCBI's taxonomy places the organism in Eukaryota, Viridiplantae, Streptophyta, Magnoliopsida, Arecales, Arecaceae.